AUGCUCUCGACUCCCACCUGCAAGGAUCCCCCCCCACGUGAGCCCCCGACAGGGCCGAGCGCGUCCCGCCGGCCCCAGGCGCUGCAGCUACCUAACCAGCGCGGCCCCGAGGCGGGCGCUGCGGCGCGUCCUCCCCGCACCUGGUGGCCGGAGGGCAGCGCGCCGAGCGGCUUGGGCCCCGGGGCCCCAGGGGUGUCAGGAUCCAGCGGCCGAACGCGGCGGUGCCGAGGGUUCCGGCGGCCGCGGGCUUUGUGCGCUCAUAGCAGCCGGGGGCUCCUCGGGCCGGGACCCGCUGGGUCCCGGGGAAGAGAAUGGGGCGGCCGCGCUCCGAGCAGGCUCGCGCUGUUUCCCCCGCACCGCUGCCCCCUGGCCGAGGGCUGGGCUGGAGGUGGCGGCCCGGGGUCCUCAAAAGACAAGUUGAACAAGGGCAGGGCUGGGCCCGCGCUGUUGGGGGACAGUCCGAAGGAGCCUCCCCUUAAGGGGUCUGGGCAAGGCCACUGCAGGAGCUUUCUCAAGUGCUGCGAAAAGGGCCGGAUCUCCCCGGGGAUGGGGAUAAAGUGGGUGUGGGGAUGGAGUUGGGACAGGUCUUCCUGCCUGGGUGAUCGCGUGGGUUACACGGAAGACGGGCCGGCGCCACAUCUGAGUGAAAAGCGGAGGAAGACCUUAGGCCUGCCGCCCAGGCGGGAUUUGGUGAUUGCCGACUGGAGGCUUCCCUGGUGGCGCAAUCUGGAAUGA
Messenger RNA from Delphinapterus leucas (beluga whale), 735 nucleotides. NCBI's taxonomy places the organism in Eukaryota, Metazoa, Chordata, Mammalia, Artiodactyla, Monodontidae. The record is from RefSeq and is a predicted model, not a curated record.